AUGGAGGAUUUAAACUCAUCUACGAGGAGGAGAAACCGUGCUACUAAAGUUUGCGAUUUUUGCAAGAAACGCAAGAUAAAAUGCGAUCUUGGUAACCCAUGUAGUGCUUGUACAAAGUAUAAGAAUGCAAACUGUACUUACACAGAGCAUACUAAACGUAAUUCUCCCACAGAAAGCAACAAGAGACAAAAGCUUGACAAUCCAGCCGAUUUCUCGGGUCUACAGAACGAAUUGAGCUAUCUAAAGCAGAAAAUUAAGAGCCUUGAGGAUUCAGUUAAAGGUGUGCCAUUUCCUUCUGAAGAUAUUGAUAGUGAUGCUAUCUAUGCAUCGUCUGAUAAUGAUGCUGGCAUUAAUACAGAAAAAGGAAGAUAUGCUGAAGCAGAUGAAUAUUUUGGGCACAAUCCAAGACCAUCGCCAAACGAAAUGAUAAACUUGUACGAAGGAUAUGUUGCAAUAAGUAACAAAGAACCUAUACAGAGAGUCCACUUUGGUCCUUUGUCAGCUUUGAGUUUGAUGAAGAUGGAUUCGGCUAUGUCCCACAUUAUUGAAUAUGCUAAUUCAAAGAAACAAAUCUAUAAAGAGAGAAAGAAAGUUUUCGGACUUUCCAAGGAUAAGUCUCCUAAUAAUGAUGAAGGUACUGACAAAGACUUUCAAGAGAAAGUAAGAAAUGAGUAUACUAACUCUGAGGAAUACACAGAUCAAAAGUUGACUGAAAAUUGCAAAAAUCGUGCAAAAUCUGCAUUCAAUGAGAAAGGAAUCUCGGUCGGCCUCAUGCUAUAUGAGGGCGAACUUGAUAGAGAAUGGGUUCUUGUGAAAAAAAUUCAAUUAGUGCUCCCUGCAAGGCCAAUAAUUUGGAAGCUUUUUAGCCGUUUCUUUACUCAUUUGUAUCCAUUCGUCCCAGUUAUCGAUGAGUGCGACAUGAAAAAAGAAAUAGAGAGAUUGAUAGGAAAAGAAGGUGACUUGGGUGAAAUAAAAAUUAUUUUGGAAAAAAAGUUGGACUUUGCAUACUUAGGGCUUCUAUUAAUCAUACUUCGAUCAUCAUAUUUAACCUUAUUCACAAAUGUCAAUUCGAUUAACAUGGCUAAUUUACUGUCACAGGAUCCAUCUCCUGAAGUCCAGGAUAUCAAAUUAAUGUUGAACAAUCCGAUCAAUAUUGACGCUAUUGAGGUAGCACGCCACUGUCUUCAUCAAUUUAAUUUGCUGAAAAACAUCAAUAUUACCAUAUUCCAAUUAACUAUUUUUUUGAGGCUUUAUCAUAAAAUAUCUCCUGAAGAUGGCGAUGGCCCUGGUGAUGAUUAUUCAACGUUUAAUGCCUUACUUGUUCAAAUGGCUUACUUAAUGGGUUUAAAUAGAGAUCCCGAUAAUUUUCGAGAACAGUUUCCAGAUCAGAAAAUGAAUAAUUUGAGCAGAAAGAUGUGGUACAUACUAUUAGUUCUCGAUUUGGAAGCAGGAACAUCAACUGGUUUGCCGUCUCUCAUAGGUCCAGAUUCUUUUGACACGAAACUUCCAUACUAUGAAGAGGGUAAUGAAAAUACCUGCUGCAAUGAAGAAGAGAAAGUUAUAACUGCAACUUUUAAGAAUUUUGAAAAAAUAUAUGAGCCAUUGUGUCGCCUAAUGCAAAUGAUAUCGAAUGUCAGAUCGCCCAUUUCUGUGAACGAUCUAGUUAGUGCUUUAGAUAUCUUAGAGUAUCAUUUCAUGCAAGAGCUUGCAGCUUUGAGAAACCUGAUUUAUCCAAAUAACAUAGAUUUUUCAGAGAUAUUUUACAAGACAUCUAGAAUGAAGCUUUAUUUUGAAGUUGAUUCGUUUCUAUUAUCAAUUUUCUUUCACUUAUUCAACUAUUAUGAGAAGAAGAAAAAUACGGAGCUCGCAUUUUUCUACUUUAAAAAGUUGCUUGUUGUGACUGUUUGUGAUUUAAUGCCUUUUCAUCACGAAUUGGUAGAAUAUGGACAAGCUAUUUUCGAACGUGGUACCGAUUUGGUUGUCAUUCCUGCAUUCGAGCUUGCUGUUCACAAGUCAUUCCUGAUAAUAAAUAGCUUAUUUAUAAGAAUUCGGUUCCAACUCACAGAAAUGGAACUGAGUCAGUCUCAUGCAUUGAAGCUUAGAGAAGACAAAAUUUACGAACUGGUUUUCGUAAAGUUGUCUCAAGUAUCAGAUCUAAUGAUGGAAUGUCAUCGAGUGAUAUUGGAAUUUGUUUCUAGAUUGAGCCAUAGAUAUUAUUUUGCUUGGAAAAUAAACAAGGGCCAGUCUUUUGCAAUAAAGAUCAUGAAUUCUGAGGAGUUUUAUUUUCAGAUGAAAGACGAAAUUCGUGGAAAAUGUUUACAGCUCAAUAGCUCAAUGCUUGAUGAGCUACUAACAAUACUAAACUCUUCCAUACAUAAAUUGAAAUCAAAAAGAUCCUGGCAUUCAAAAAAGCGAGUCUCACGUUCAGAUACAGAAAGAAGUACAUCAUCAGCCACCUCGACAUAUAGUAACAUAGGCGAUGGAGAUUCUAUGAAAGAGAUGGCGCCCGAGAAUGUAUCCAUGACACAAAUUGACGACAUGUGGCUUCAGAUGAUGAGCUUUAAGAGUGGAGUUCUGGAUAUAAGACUCGAAAAUGAUUUCGGUUUUGGUCCGUUAAAUGGAACAGCGGGAGCAUUAAAUGGUGACUUUACUGAAGGUGAGUUGAAUUUUGAGUCUAAUGGAGAUGCAUUUUAUGGUUUCCUGUUAGAUGACUUAAUGAAGCAAUAA
Messenger RNA from Priceomyces carsonii, 2727 nucleotides. RefSeq names its product Zcf29p (gene ZCF29). Gene Ontology annotation, molecular function: DNA-binding transcription factor activity, RNA polymerase II-specific; RNA polymerase II cis-regulatory region sequence-specific DNA binding; zinc ion binding. The transcript has a single exon. NCBI's taxonomy places the organism in Eukaryota, Fungi, Ascomycota, Pichiomycetes, Serinales, Debaryomycetaceae. Bases 1 to 2727 code for a protein of 908 amino acids. Gene Ontology annotation, cellular component: nucleus. Gene Ontology annotation, biological process: positive regulation of transcription by RNA polymerase II; DNA-templated transcription. The record is from RefSeq and is a predicted model, not a curated record.